Musca domestica (house fly) is the source of this 2703-nucleotide messenger RNA. RefSeq lists its product as uncharacterized. The record is from RefSeq and is a predicted model, not a curated record. The transcript has 7 exons. The coding region runs from base 115 to 2691 and encodes 858 amino acids. NCBI's taxonomy places the organism in Eukaryota, Metazoa, Arthropoda, Insecta, Diptera, Muscidae.
AAAAAUAAACAAAAACAAAAUUAUGUAAAUUGAACGGAAUGCCAGUUAUUGCUCUGUGGAACAAAUGAAACGUUCUGAUUUAGUAGCGUUUGGAGCGUGAUCGUGGAUGAAAGCAUGGCAGAGCUACCAGUGGAAAUUUUAAACAAAAGCGAUUGUUUAACAAUUGUCAAGAAUUGUUUAAAUUUGCCCAGUGACAAUGCAUUUGAAUUGUUGUCGCACAGAGUUGUGAAACCCUCCAGCGAUCUGGUGGGAUUUAUGGGAGAAUAUUAUAAAUUGGAAAUAGAUAUUAAAGAGGGGAAUUCUGAUACCGAGAGACAUCUGAAUUUUUUUGUUAAAUCCGUCCCCGUCACCAAUGAAGUCUAUCGCGAUGAAUGCGAACGCAAAGGGUUCUUUCGCAAAGAAUCCAGCAUUUAUGCCAAUAUUUUACCAAAUAUUCAACGCUUUGCCCCGGCGGAUUUAUUUCCCAAAUCCUAUUUGGUGCGUUCCGAUGUUUUAGUAUUGGAAGAUUUUUCCUUACCCGAAAAGGGUUUCAAGCAAUUAUCGAAAAAUGACAUUUACACAACGAAACAUUUGCAAUUGUGUUUACAACUGCUGGCCAGAUUUCAUGCCGCCAGCCUUGCCUGGGAGGCCGAAGCGUCACUGAAUAUUGGUGAACAGUUCAAGGAUGUCCUGAUCGAAUUGCAGCUAAGUGCGGCAAAUGAGUGGUACAUAACGGGUAUUCAGGCCGCUUUGUAUAUAGCCCAAACUCACCCUAAAUAUCAGUACCCCGAGGCCCAGGAAUUUAUCAAUCAAAAACUUAAUCAAGUAUUCCUGGAUAUGGAGGAGUUAUCCAAAUCCUCGAAAACUCUACGUAACGUAUUGUGUCAUCGUGAUUCCUGGAACAGCAACAUAUUUUGGAAAUAUGACAAAUUGGACAAAGAACCCCUGGAAUGUCGCAUUGUCGAUUUCCAGCUGACCCGUUACAGUCCUCCGGCAAUAGAUGUCCUCAAUUUUCUCUAUAAUAAUUUUGAAAAUCCUCAACGCAGAGAUAAAGAGGUACCUGAUCUCUUGAAAUAUUAUCAUAAGACUUUGAAGGAGGAAUUGAAACGUUUGAAUAUAAGUGAAGACCUGAUACCGCAGCAAGAAUUCGAAGAAGAUUGCCGCAAAGCUCUGCUGGCUGUCUUAACUCUGCGAUCAAUUUGUGUGCCAUUAUUUAAUUUACCCCCAGGUUGGGCCGCCCACAUGCGUGCCACUGAACCCAAGACAUUUGAUGCCUAUAUGAAUAGUGAGCGAAUUGCAAUGUUUGAGAGAGUCGCUCAGAUGGAUCCUACCUAUAUGGGAAAGAUACAAUAUCCAUUGCAAGAGAUCAUGGAAUAUUUUAAUUUUAAGCCGAACUUGUUUCGACAUUUUGAAUUCAUAAUGAAAGAUAAACAAAAUAAUAAAGAUUUAAUCGAACGACAUAAUCGCCAUGAUUUAGUAACGCGCGAAGAAUGUGAACAAAUUCUGGAGAAGAUAUUAAAAGAACAGGGAAUUGCCGGUGGUGAACUAAAGGAAUAUGAAAUUGUUCCAGAGCUGAGUACAAUUGGAUAUUUGGGCGAAUAUUUCCAUUUACAUUUGAGAUAUCAAAAGGCGGAGGAAAAUGAACUCAGUCAUAUUCGGCUGUUUGUUAAGACGAAACCCUACCAAAAUCCCGAUAUGUCGGAUUUCAUUGAACGUUCCGGCAUGCUGACGAAGGAGGCUACUUUAUAUCAAAAAUUGCUAAAUGAACUUAAGAAACUGACUCCCAAUAUUUGGUGUGCCCAGUGUUAUCUAGUCAAACCGGAUCUCUUUGUGAUGCAAAACAUCUUGGACUUGGGCUAUAAGCCCAUGAAGGAUUCCUCCGUAUUUCUAAAUAAACCACAAAUUUGCUCCAUACUCAAAGGUCUGGCCAGUAUGCAUGCCUGCAGUGUGGGCUAUGAGCGAAAGAAUCAAAUCAAAAUUGGUGAUCAGCUCAAGGAUGUGCUGUAUGAGGUUACGGUUAAUCCCAAGGUUGUGUGGUAUACGGCGGGUAUUAAGGCCGUAUUGGCUGUGGCCCUCAAACAUCCGAACUACCAAUCGGAGCCCCUGCAGGAGUUCAUUAAAUCCCGUUUGCCCUCAAUAUUGGACACCGUCUAUGACAUGGUGAAUCCUUCGACCAAAUAUAACAAUGUCUUCUGUCACCGUGAUGUCUGGGGUGGCAAUGUGUUCUUUGCUAAGGAUGAACCCUAUUCGAAGGGUGCAGCAUUUGUCGACUUCCAAUUGUGUCGUUAUUCCCCAGCUGCCAUUGAUGUCCUUAUGACCCUCUAUAUGAACAUUAAACCUUCGGAUCGUAAAGAAAUUGAGAAGGAAUGUCAUGAAAUAUAUUAUCAACAAUUUAAGGAGGAGUUAUCUCGAAUGUCUUUGAAUGCCGAGGAUUUUAUGACCUUCCAGGAAUUUGAGAAUUCCUUGAAAGAUUUGGCUUUGUUUGGUGCUCUAUAUAAUUGCAUAGCGGCAACGAUUUUGAGAGUUCCAGGAGAUUAUUUGCGUGACAUGAAAUUAAACCGUCCCGAUGAUUUUCAUCGUUAUACAAAUGUUGAUCGAACGGAUGAGGUAUUGGAGCUGGUGAAAAUUGAUGUCAAUUUCCGGCAUUAUAUGUUGGAAUGUAUUGACGAUAUGAUGGAAUUGGUUUUGCGGGAUUAUUUUUAUAAGGAAUAAAGUAUUGUUAUU